Pseudomassariella vexata is the source of this 1575-nucleotide messenger RNA. RefSeq lists its product as uncharacterized. Bases 212 to 1492 code for a protein of 426 amino acids. The transcript has a single exon. The record is from RefSeq and is a predicted model, not a curated record. NCBI's taxonomy places the organism in Eukaryota, Fungi, Ascomycota, Sordariomycetes, Amphisphaeriales, Pseudomassariaceae.
UAGGAAGGGGGCUGCCUUUGGGUGGUCUACCUGUCAGCGGAACCGGCAUUUGUUUCUGAUUGACCCGCUGGGGCGUGCGGAGAUUGAUCUGGUCGUCCUUCUUGGUCACUCAUCCUGCUACUGGUUGCGACUGCGGUGCCUGCCUGAACGGUGGUAAGUUGACUGACAACGACUGUCUACUGAUGCUCUUUAGAAAUAGGAUCCUUUUGUCAUGUCGACCCAAGCAACAACAUCACCGUCGUCCUCUCGCAUCGACAACGACCAUAGCAAUACUUUUACCGCCAGCGGAAAGGCUGUCGUCGAUUGGGAAACGCCUGGCGCCGAAUACCAGUGUCUUGUUCACCCCGAUCCUAGGAACAGGCACAUUACAUUCGAAGCAUGUCUCGAGAAUGAUAUGUCACAGCGCCUUUCCUUCUUCAGACUUCGUGUUCCGGUCAGACACAAGCACCUUCAAGACAUUGUAUUGUACAUACAUAUACCCCCAGAUCAUAUUGCGUCUAUCGAUUGGACCCUUCAAUACGACGCUGCGGAUCCAGUGCGGACGAAGUUAAGCAGCGACAUCACUCGUCUCCGAUUCAAUCUCCACAAGCCUGUGCAGUUGAUUGUGCCCGACCGCGAGCCCCUGGAGCCCAAGAAGCCUGCGGCCGCCUGCGUCAUCAGGGCCUUAGAGUCGCUAGCUACGGCUCUGAGUGUCUCUGUAUAUCUUGAGCAUACGACUUUGUCCAAGGCGCGGCUUCAGUCCAUAGCCGACGCAGUCCAGUCGGGUUACUCACGGCCCGUCCCACGAUAUCGUGAUCUCCACAGACUCUACAAAGGCAUUGGUGGCAAGAGUCUCGUUCUCGUUGAUGAGAACGAUGUGAGCACAGACUCUGAAGUCGGCCCCUCGGUCCAAGUCGACAGCCCGCCGUCGUACGAUGAGAUUGGCCCCGGUCCGCCAAUGCCCCCUUUGGCUUUAGAUUCUCCCAGGGGGGCAGGUGCCGACAGGGCCCAGGGAAAACGAUAUCGUCAGUGUAGUGGAGCCAGCACACAAAAUGACGAUUCCCUGUCGAGCAGGCCCAGUAAGCGAGGGGCGCUGGACAAAGGCUCUGGGCUUGCUGAGGCAGCGGCGGACGAGGACAACGUGCUGCCUCCUUGGGCCCAUAGACUCUUCGCAGAGCUCGCUGAAGUGAAGGAGUGUGUCGUGAGGCAGAGUGAAAUUAUUAAAGACUUGCAGGACGAGGUCGUCAAACUUCGAACCCAGGAGAAGACUCGGGAGGACGAAUAUGCUGUCCUGGAGCAGCGCGUUGACAAGACUGAGAUGACUGUUGCGGAUCUGGAUGCCACAGUGACUCAGCAUGGCGAGUCUCUUGCUGACUCGGAGGAUAAUUUCACCGCUCUGUGGGAAUGCUGUGAUGAGUUUUCACGUCGACGUUCCCCAGAACUGGAGGACAUGAGAGAGGAGUUAAGAGCCGAUGUAAUGGCACGCCUUAGGAACGCGUUAGCAUCUCCAUAAAAACGGUUUCUUCGUCCGACCAAUUGUGUUUAAUUUAAGUGUCUUUCUCUUCUCGGUGAUGUAGCGUCUGUCCGGCCUUGGAG